UCUUUGAUAGAACAAUUACAAAUCCAAAUUCUUAUCUAUUGACAGUGACCACUAUGUUUGAAAGAAAAUUAAAUCACGGCAUAUCCAUCGCCAUUUCCCCUUCAGCCGGCUGAUGGAACACAUGAUACAAAAUUAAGCAUUUAAGAACAAGCAAUGACUGGCGUAGAGCCGUAGACUUCACAGUAGAGGACGACUCCAAUUUCUCUAUUUGUUAAACCCAUCAAAAUGGGGCAACGUUCAUCCCUAUGAAUCUGCACCGACUCCACCGGAAACAAUGGCGACGAUAGCAGUUAUACUGUUGAUAUUACUCUCGAUUGAUCGGAAAACCCUCGCUGAUUCCGUUAAACAGCCGGAAGCGAUUGGUUAUGGGUACUCUCUCCGAUCUAUUGCCCUAGGUUCAUCGGGAAAAUCAUUGGUCGCUGAUCUUCAACUCAAUAAGAAAUCUUCGUUGUUUGGACCUGACAUCGAUGAGCUUAAACUCUUCGCAAGCUUUGAAACAACCGAUUGUUUGAGGAUUCGAAUCACCGAUGCUAAGCACCAAAGAUGGGAAAUUCCAACCCACGUCCUUCCGCGCCAACCACGAACGUACAAUUUUCCCCCAAAAUCUGACCAAAAAAUUCCGUCAAAACUUCUCCUCUCAGAUCCCGCCUCCGACCUCAGCUUAACCCUCCACAACACCACCACCACCACAACCACCCAAUUCGGAUUCACAAUAACCCGUCGUUCCACUGGCGAUAUACUCUUCGACACAUCUGACACUGUCCUCAUCUUCAAAGAUCAGUACCUCGAACUAACAUCUUCCCUUCCCGCUAACCGAUCCUCCAUCUACGGCAUCGGAGAACAUACCAAGCGUUCGUUCAAAUUAACGCACAAUCAAACCCUAACGCUUUGGAAUGCUGAUAUCGGAAGCGCUAACCCUGAUGUCAAUCUAUAUGGUUCACAUCCUUAUUAUAUGGAUGUCAGAUCGCCGGAUUCUGAUGGUAAAGUGGUGGCGGGGACUACCCACGGUGUAUUGUUGCUCAAUAGCAACGGGAUGGAUGUUCAGUAUAAAGGUGAUAGUAUUACGUAUAAGGUAAUUGGAGGUGUUCUUGAUUUCUACUUCUUUAGUGGGCCUUCGCCUACAUUAGUCAUGGAUCAGUACACUCGUUUAAUCGGACGACCAACUCCCAUGCCCUAUUGGUCCUUCGGAUUCCAUCAGUGUCGAUGGGGUUACAAAGAUGUUGAUGAUCUUGAGAGUGUUGUUGCUGGAUAUGCAAAAGCCAAUAUCCCGCUAGAGGUUAUGUGGACAGAUAUAGACUAUAUGGAUGCUUAUAAAGAUUUCACUUUAGACCCUAUUAAUUUUCCUUUGGAUAAAAUGUCAGCAUUUGUUAAAACUCUUCACCAAAAUGGUCAGAAAUAUGUCCUCAUAUUAGAUCCAGGUAUCAGCGUGAACACAACAUAUGAAACUUACAUAAGAGGACUAAAAGGCGAUAUCUAUAUAAAACGUGAAGGAAUACCGUAUGUAGGCGAGGUUUGGCCUGGAAGUGUUAACUUCCCGGAUUUUUUAAAUCCAAAAGGAAGAAUCUUUUGGGGCAAUGAAAUCAAUAGAUUCCACAAUCUUCUUCCAUUCGAUGGAAUCUGGCUUGACAUGAAUGAAGAAUCAAAUUUCAUUUCCUCCCCUCCAAUUCCCACUUCAAAACUCGACAACCCUCCAUAUAAAAUCAACAACUCUGGAACCCAAAUGCCUAUUAAUAACAAAACCGUUCCUGCAAGUUCUUUGCAUUUUGGGAACAUCACUGCUUAUGAUGCACAUAACUUGUAUGGAUUUAUGGAAGCCAGGUCAACAAAGGCAUCUUUGGUCAAAAUAACAGGAAAACGGCCGUUUAUACUUUCGAGAUCGACGUUUGUGGGGUCCGGAAGAUUUACAGCACAUUGGACUGGAGAUAAUGCUGCGACAUGGGAUGACUUGGCGUAUUCCAUUCCGAGUAUUUUGAAUUCCGGGUUAUUUGGGAUUCCGAUGGUGGGGGCUGAUAUUUGUGGUUUUUCUGGAGAUACUACUGAAGAACUCUGCCAGAGAUGGAUUCAGUUGGGUGCUUUUUACCCAUUUGCAAGAGACCAUUCCGACAUACAAAGCACAAGACAAGAGCUUUACCUUUGGGAUUCAGUAGCAGCAACAUCUCGAAAAGUCCUCAGCCUUCGUUACCAAAUGCUCCCUUAUCUCUACAUGUUAAUGUACGAAGCCCAUUCAAAAGGCACUCCCAUCGCACGACCUCUCUUCUUCUCAUUCCCGGAAGACACCAACACCUACGAUAUCAGCACACAGUUUCUCCUCGGAAAAGGUGUAUUAAUCUCCCCUGUUUUGACCCCAAAUACAGUUUCUAUCGACGCAUACUUUCCAUCUGGAAACUGGUUCGAUCUAUUCAACUAUUCCAAUUCGGUGAGUGUAGAAUCCGGGAGUUAUGUCACACUCGAUUCACCUGCUGACCAUAUAAACGUUCAUAUUCGCGAAGGGAAUAUAAUCGCGUUGCAGAGAGAAGGUUUGACCACGGAAAUAGUCAAGGAGUCGCCGUUUCACAUACUGGUGGCGGUUGGUGGGAGUGAGAAUAGCACCGGGGAGGUGUUUUUGGAUGAUGGGGAGGAAUUAGGGUUUGGGGGAGAAGGUGGGAACUGGACAUUGGUGAGAUUUUCGACGCGAUUUGAGGGGAAAGUUGUGAUUUUGAGAUCGGAGGUGGAGAAUGGAAGUUUUGCGUUGAGUCGGAAGUGGAUUAUCGAGAAGCUGACGUUUAUUGGGUUGGAAAAUGUUUCAGGGAAGACUGCUUGUGAUGACGUGGGACAUACAGGAACAGUGAAGAUUUGUGGUGUUGGGAAGUUCCGUACGGUGGAGAUGAUGGGUUUGUCAAUGUUGAUAGGUGAAGGGUUCGAGUUCACGUUGGACCUUGGCGGCGGCGGUGGUGAAGAAACAAGAAGAAAAUUAUAGUUUUAUAAAAUAUUUAUCGGUUGUUAAAAUAUACCACUAAUAAAAUAUUUUUCGGUUGUUAAAAUAUACAACGAAUAGUCUUUAUGAGGUAUUUUGUACAUUUUAAUUUA
Messenger RNA from Lactuca sativa (garden lettuce), 3066 nucleotides. Its product is annotated as alpha-glucosidase. Lineage: Eukaryota; Viridiplantae; Streptophyta; Magnoliopsida; Asterales; Asteraceae. The record is from RefSeq and is a predicted model, not a curated record. Gene Ontology annotation, molecular function: carbohydrate binding; hydrolase activity, hydrolyzing O-glycosyl compounds. Gene Ontology annotation, biological process: carbohydrate metabolic process.